Molecule: messenger RNA, 1593 nt
Organism: Meleagris gallopavo (turkey)
Lineage: Eukaryota; Metazoa; Chordata; Aves; Galliformes; Phasianidae
Source: RefSeq, a predicted model, not a curated record
GCCUUUAACAGUCACAUGCAAAGGCAAUUCAGAAUAAACAACAAUGAAAACAAUCACCACUGCCUCCUUUCAGUGGCAUAUAUAAAGUUCAGCCAAUUAUUUCCUUUCCCUUGUUUGUUAUCCAAAGUUAGAGUAAAUGAAACUACGUGAAGACUAAGAUACUGAUAUUUUAGUUAGCAACCUUGCUGUCUCUAGUAGUUUCCAUGAUAUGAUUCACUUUGAGAUAUUAGCACCCAUGAGAACAGCACAAAAGUGACUGGUGCCCUACGAAAUUGUAGUGGUAAAGUGUGGAAUUCAAAGUGAGAGUCUUACCAGUUUGCUAAUUACAGUGGAGGAGAACAGAAGUAUACCUGUAACUUAAGCUGUCCUCCUGAGUCCUAGUCAAAGAAGUCAAGCAUGCCUGGUGCAAGCAGUGGUGAUGUUCAAGAGAAGCAGCUUGCGGCUGACACUGAAAAGGAGAAAAACCUGCUACCUGAUAGAAGAAACCAUGCUGGAAACCUGACUCUGCCUGAGAAGAAAGUCCAGGAGGCUAUUUGUGUGCUGCUGGUGGAGCUGUGUGAGAGGUUCACGUUCUUUGGCAUCGUCUGCAAUAUGAUCCUCUUCUGCACCGUCAGACUUGGCUAUCGCAACUACCAGGCUGCCAUUGUAAAUAUGUGCUUUGUGGGCACCUCCAUGCUGACGCCAGUGUUGGCUGGCUGGCUCGCCGAGUGCCUUGUGGGGCGGAUCAAGCUGGUGUGCAUCUGCAUGUUUCUACACUUCUUAGGCACAGCCCUGCUACCCAUUGUGGCUUUCCCUUUUGAAGAUAUCUACAUUGACAAACGACAUAUUCUUCUUCAUACACUAACCAAAAAGGAGCAGAAAAUAGUGUUCUAUUUUGCACUACUCACAGCUAGCCUGGGAAUAGGAGGCAUAAGAGCUAUAGUUUGUCCACUAAGUGCAUACAACCUUGAGAACUGUGGACCGAAGGAACUUCUUUCUUUUUUCAACUGGUUUUAUUGGCUGAUUAACUUAAAUUCAGCAGUUGUCUUUGUCAGCAUCUCUUAUAUCCAGCAAUCUGUGGCGAGAAAUCUUGGUUUUCUUCUCCCAUUUGUGUCUGUGCUUAUGGCCAUGAUCACAAUUCACAUGGUGCGUGGAGAAAUGAUUUACAAACCUAAAACAGACAGUUCCCUUCUGACAACUUUUGGGGUAAUUGGUAGUGCACUGAAAAUGUGCUGUGUGCGGUAUCGCUACUUUAGUGGAGAUGUAUCCAGCUGGUUAGAUCAUGCGAAGGAAUAUCAUGGUGGUCGGUACAGUGAGACCCAAGUGGAAAGUACAAAGUCACUUGCCAGGCUCUUCCCGUUGUUUGCUUUCCAAAUUCUUUACAGAACAUGCAUUAUGCAGAUUCCUUCAGGAUAUUAUCUCCAAACCAUGAAUUCCAACUUGAACUUCAGUGGAUUUGUAUUGCCAAUUGCUGCGAUGAAUGUGAUAAGCAUUGUGCCACUACUGAUUCUUGUUCCAAUUUUGGAAUGCAUUAACUCAUAUCUCUUCAGCUCCAAGGGAAGUGGACAUUCUCCAACAAUUUACAUUGAUUCAGCAAGAGACCACGAAGGAUAA